AUGUGGGGAACACAGGAGAAGACUCAAUACACUAACGGACACCCCUACACCUGCCUUCGCUCGAAAUGUCACGUUGUUGGUCAACCGGAAAAAUCGUCUCCUAACACUUCGGGGUUCGACGCGGCGACGUACAAUUUGAGGACUGCUGAGGGCUGGGGCAGCGACAUGCCUAUGGCGAGGAAACACGUGAUGUAUAUCACUGAGAGCCCCGAUAAUACACCUGAAGCCAUGCGUAGAACGGCAGCUAAUGUGAAGUUCGAUUACACUAUGACAUACAGGUGGGACUCGGACAUUCCCGUCCAGGCAGCUCAUGUUGUUCAUAAAGCCACGCCGAACAUGGAAGCUCUCACGCACGACUGGUCUCAGGGGAGGUUAUUAGUCGCAUAUUGGUUUGUGUCGAACUGUCAAACUAGUAGUGGUAGGGAGACCAUCGCGAAGGAGAUUGACGGCUUGGAUAUGUUUGGGGCGUGUUCGGGACGUAAGGGUUGUAGUUAUGUUCAGAAAAAGAAAAAACCGGAGAAAUAUGCGCAGUGUAUGCGCGAUAUAGCGGCGAAGUAUCGUUUUUAUCUCUCCUUUGAGAAUUCCCGCUGUGAUAAGUACAUCACGGAGAAGUUCUGGCGACCCUUGUGGAAGGGGAACGUCCCGGUGGUUCUCGGUGGCCUCAAACGAGCUGAUUACGAGGAGAUCGCUCCGCCGGGCAGCUUUAUUCAUGUCGACGAUUUCAAGACUACUAAGCAUCUCUCUGAGUAUCUGCAGUAUUUGACAACCAACGAUACUGCGUAUAAUGAAUACCAUCAUAGUACCUUUUUGACUCUUGUUGUUUUUACCAUGGCUCUAGGUCCGUUCGCAAGGAUACUGGCCCAAGUUGCCCUGGUAGCAGGAAGCGCGAUAGGACGGGCUUUCGUACAGGCCUUUCAGGAGGCUGCUCAGAAGGGAGCUACUCAAGCAGCGACAAGGACACUUCGGCGGCAGAUGCCACUGGAAGAGGCCUAUAAGAUACUGGGAUUUGACGCAACUGCACAGAAUGCGGUGACUAGACAGGAAAUUGCAGAGCAUUAUAAAAAGUUGUAUGACAUGAAUGGCCCGACGGGAGCAGCCGCUGGCAGCCCUUAUCUACAGCAGAGAAUCGAAAACGCGCAGAAAGUGAUAAUACAGCACAUAGAGUCACAGAAGGGCAGCAAGAGUUGA
Molecule: messenger RNA, 1188 nt
Organism: Perkinsus marinus ATCC 50983
Lineage: Eukaryota; Perkinsozoa; Perkinsida; Perkinsidae
Exons: 11
Coding region: 1-1188 (395 amino acids)
Cellular component (GO): membrane
Molecular function (GO): alpha-(1->3)-fucosyltransferase activity
Source: RefSeq, a predicted model, not a curated record